AUAACUGACAGCUUUGAGGUUUUUUGUAAUUGUAAUCAGAGCUUCUCGAAGAUGAUUAGACACGUCGGUUUCUGUUCAAAACAGCUGUAAAAAUUCUGCUCUAUUCUUUCAGUACCAUAUAUCAACUUCUGCAAUUCAACUAACAACAUGCACUUCUGGAAUUCAUAUUCUCUCAACAUUACUGACAUUGACUUCACCAAACAUAACUACAGCGAUGGCCAGCUUAUCUGGGUUCGAGUCCCAGACUGGGAAAUGGGAGUUAAGAUUUUGGCCUUUAUACCGAUGAUAUUUUUAGGAUUCUUUGGAAACAGUGCCAUCAUCGUGGUAGUGGUACAGCUUCGUAGCAUGAGAACGUGCACCAACUUAUUUAUAACUAAUAUGGCUGUGGCCGAUCUUCUGACGGUUCUUUUUAGUUCCUGGAGCUACUUAGUAUACGAUUUCUACCAGAACUACGUCCUUGGUCGGUUUUGUAAAGUGGAAGGUUUUAUUCAAGUGAUAUGCCUACUUUCCAGUGCCUUUUCCCUCAUCGUUAUAUCAUGUGACCGACUUCUGGGGAUUGUAUUUCCAUUCUCUCGUCGACUCACAAAACGCCAAGCUCUAAUAAUCAUCAUCUGCAUUUGGGUAUCAGCUAUAGCCUGUGCUUCUCCUCUCGCCAUCUGGCGAUCAUUAUCAGAACGACAAUGGGCUGACUACUUGGAGAUCUGGUGCUCAGAAAACACGCACAUGAAACAACUUAAAUACUACUGGUUGAUCAUCUUGACUCUACUUUUUUAUCUUCCCCUGACUGUGAUGACCGUGGCUUAUGGUGUCAUCAUUUGUUCUCUGGAUCGCUACGAGCAGCAACUAUUUCUGCGUGAAAAUCCCAUUAAAUUGAAGUAUCGAAGGAGGGUUAUAAGGAUGCUAUUUGUCUACCUACUCAACUGUUUCUGGUGCUGGUUCACUUUUCAAGUUGUGGUGUUGUAUCGCCACUUUAAGCCAACCAGCUAUGAGUUACCCAACUGGUACAGACGUGUUUUCUUCGUGGCCCAUCUAUUCACUUACGCAAAUGGAGCUAUUAACCCAAUCAUCUAUGGUGCUUGUAGUGAGAGCUUUCGGAAAGGAUUUCGCCUGAUAUUCUCGUGCUUCUAUCAGAAAAAUCAAGUGACGCCAACGCCCCCUGACAACAAACGUCACAAUAAUAAUCAACCCCAAAGACGUCGGCAUAGCCAACUGACUCAUCCAAAUGAAGAAAGACAGCAACUUGAGCAGAUUGAAAAUAAACAGAAUAAAGAAGGUGAGCACACAAUUAAUCCGAUGAAGAUGUCCAACUUGCUGCAGGAGUAAAUUAGUUGAGGAGGAGCUAAAUGUUACGUUUGUUUGACACUAUACUUGAAUGAAGGCAACAAAAAAUGAAAUUUCAAAACUUCUUUUCAAUGGCGGUGAAAAAUAAAAUCUUA
Messenger RNA from Limulus polyphemus (Atlantic horseshoe crab), 1436 nucleotides. Its product is annotated as substance-K receptor-like. The coding region runs from base 148 to 1323 and encodes 391 amino acids. The record is from RefSeq and is a predicted model, not a curated record. Lineage: Eukaryota; Metazoa; Arthropoda; Merostomata; Xiphosura; Limulidae. Gene Ontology annotation, molecular function: neuropeptide Y receptor activity. Gene Ontology annotation, cellular component: membrane. The transcript is spliced from 5 exons. Gene Ontology annotation, biological process: G protein-coupled receptor signaling pathway.